This is a messenger RNA of Papilio machaon (common yellow swallowtail), 1930 nucleotides long. RefSeq names its product snRNA-activating protein complex subunit 4 (gene Pbp95). The transcript is spliced from 2 exons. Lineage: Eukaryota; Metazoa; Arthropoda; Insecta; Lepidoptera; Papilionidae. Bases 113 to 1888 code for a protein of 591 amino acids. The record is from RefSeq and is a predicted model, not a curated record.
AAUCGUGUAUUUAAAUAUAUACUUUUACGCGCGACUUAUAUGGUGCAAAUAACGAUAUAGCAAUUAAUUAGGUGUUUGGGAUUCUGGUGAUCUUCGUUUAUAAGUUAUAACAAUGAGUUUUAAAGACUUUAAUUUUGAACACAGUGAUGAUGAUGUUGAAGUAUCAGAUUUACAAGAGCUUAGUUCGGUUUUGGACUUUAUUGGCCCACCAAGUACUGCAUCAACGUCACAAAUUACUUCUCCAUAUAUCAACGCCGACACUGCUGAACCAGUUUAUACAAAAAUAGACGAAGCAUUAUCACUGAACAGGUUAGCCGACGAAAAGUUACAUGGACUGGAAAAAAUCCUUAUGUUACGAUUAAACGAAUGCAAUCAUAAAUUAAAAAGUAUUGAAUCUAAAUAUAAGAGAAAUAAGUUUUUUGACAAAAAUGAAUCAUUUAGAUAUGUAAGCUGUGGAAAACCAUAUUUUAAAGAUAAAUCUAAUUUUACACCUCCUCACAAUAAAGACACUAUUACUAUGUUGAAUAACGGAAUGUAUAACUUCUCAACAAUAAGUCCGGUCCCUGGCUGGACUGUCAGAGACAAGAGUCAAUUUCUUACUAUGAUUCAUAGGGUCUCCCUGGAUAUCCUCAGGAAAAAAGUUGAGACAAAGAUAACAGAGUUAAAUCGUGAAAAGAAGAUACAACCUAAUAUUAAAAUUGAUAGAAAAAUAGAAGCCUUAAAACAUGAAAUUGUUCUUAUUAACAAAAUGACAUUGAAGCAAUCAGCAUUACCAAUAAAUGAGGAUUAUGAUUGGGACUGUAUAGCUAAUAAGCUAAAUAAUCGCCAUUCUGCACACGAAUAUGAAGCUCUAUGGAAAUUGUUUUUACAUCCCAAUAUUAAUAAAAGUGCUUGGUCUAAAAAUGAGCAUACAUCAUUACAGAAAAUUGCUUUCAGUAAUAACUUUCAAAAUUGGGAAGAUAUUGCUACAAGACUGGGGACAAAACGUACUGGCUAUCAGUGUUUUGUUUAUUUCCGUACAAACAUGAACAACACAUUCACUGGUCAAAAAUGGACAAAAGAAGAAGAGGAGUAUUUGAAGAGAUUAAUAGAUUAUUAUAGAGAAGAUAAGUACAUUCCUUGGGGUAAAGUGGCAACAUCAAUGGAAAAUAGAACUAAAAUACAGGUUUACAACAAAUAUAAUAGACUAAUCGAGCAAAGGAAAGGAAGAUUUUUACCUGAAGAGGACACAGUGAUUCUGACAUGUGCAGACCAAUUUGGACUUGACUUCAAAAGAAUGACAAAUUACUUACCUGGCCGGUCAUUAGGACAAUUGCGUAUCCGGUAUCAAAUCUUAGCCAAGCAAAGAAUUUCAACAGUGUGGACAGUAGAGGAGGAUAAUAAACUUAUUCAAUUACUAGCAAACAAAAAAACACCUACGGUAUAUUCUGACCUGACUAAAUAUUUCCCUGGUAAAGAUAGAAUGCACAUAAGAAGUAGACAUAUGACACUAUUAAAAUGGAUGAAACUUAAUCCUAAUAGUGAUGUUUCAAGAGCACCCAGGCGAGCAGCACGACGAUUAGGUCAUGGACAACCUUCCGAUAACAAUUUGCACAAGGCAAUUGAAAAUCUAAAGAACCGAAUUAAAUCAGAAGUGGAAGAACGCAAAUGCAAAAAAAUAACAAUCAAUUCACCAGAAAAUGUUAUUGAAGAUGGUAUUAUGGCAACAUUAGUUAAUCAAAUCACAAAAGUUGAAGAAGUUAAAAAACUACAACAAACACAAAAUGAAGUAUUGGAAUUCUUAGAAGAUGUUAGUAUUUCACCUCAAAAUUUAAAUGCAACAAACAUAAAGAAGUUGCUCAUUUUAUUUAAAUCUAAGUUGGACAAAAGCAAGCUGGCAAAUAAUUGAUAAUAUUACAAUAAUUACAAAAUGAUGGAUUUAAAAGCUUGU